UUCAGUCAGUCUCAUAACAGCUGUAGUGCAGCUCUGAACACAGUAAAAGCCAUGAAAGGCUGGGAAGUCAUAAAUCUUGAUUUUCUUAAGUUUCUUUUGAUCCUAAUUCUAGCUUUGCCAUGUCUUUCGGUAAUGAAUAGACCUGCUGUAAAAGUGACUACCAACUUGGGCAGAGUAACUGGUACUGAAGAGACAAUCGGACCUGAAGAUGGAUUUCCAAUUGGAAACGGCGGACGUGGUAGAUUUUUUCGUUCCUUUCGUGGGAUUCCCUAUGCAAAACCUCCGAUCGGAGAACUUCGUUGGAAGGAUCCCGUACCAUAUGGUUUGUGGCCAACAGAUCUGGAUGGGACCAAUUUUGGACAACAAUGUCCUCAGUUUGAUCGAGUCACGGGCCAAGUUAUAGGCAACGAAGAUUGUCUCUUUCUUAAUAUUUUUACUCCGUACAUUUCGGUUGCAGGUCGCGCAGAAAUAAUUCAGUCCGACGAAACUAGUCGACAAGACCGUCAGCAAAAACCUUUACUUCCCGUAAUGGUCUGGUUUCACGGUGGUGGUUACGUAAGAGGCAGUUCUCACCAAUUUGGACCCGCUUUCUUGAUGCGAGAGGAUGUUGUCUUGGUGACAGUCAACUAUCGUCUCGGGGUGUUGGGAUUUUUGAGCACUGGCGACAGGAACCUACCCGGAAACUACGGAAUGUUGGAUCAAAUCGAGUCCUUAAAAUGGGUGAAAAAUCAUGUAUCCGAUUUCGGUGGUGAUCCACAGCAAGUUACCAUUUUCGGAGAGUCUGCUGGUGGCGCAAUCACCCAUCUAUUGGCACUGAGUCCCCUAGCAGCAGGAUUGUUCCAUAAAUUUAUUCUUCAAUCAGCCAGUGCCCUUUGCGAUUGGUCAAUAGAGAAGUCUCCUUUAGAAUAUGCGCUGAAAGUAGCUGACGGUCUGCAAUGUUCUGGUCGUCCAGAUUCCAUCGUUCAUUGCCUUAAGAAUCAGAGUGUGGAUCAUUUGAUUCGAAAACAAACCGAAUUAUUGCAAUACAGCCUUUUUCCAGUAAGAUGCGCUCCUGUAUUGGACGCACAGUCACGAGACCACCCGUUUUUACCGGAACCCCCACAAGAUAUUAUUAAAAACCGAAGAUAUAAUCCUUUACCUAUGAUGUCUGGUUUGAAUCCGGAUGAAGGCUUAUUAUUCUAUUUAUGGAUUCAUUACGAAAACAUGGCAAAAAUGACAAGCAAAACAUUUUUAAAAAACGAACUUGUCCCCGGAGUGAUUGCUUCGUUGAUUAAAAAUGUUACUGAAUUGGAUUCAACGGUAAAAAUAAUUCAAGAGCAAUAUUUUGGCAACAUGGACUACGGGGAUUCAAGGCAUUUCGUCCCGAGGUUUUCGCAGUUGAUAGAAGACUCUUCAUUCACGUCGUGCGUCUAUUCAGCACAGCUGCUACAUGCUAACUCUUCGGCCAUACCAAGUUAUGCAUAUCUUUUCAGUUAUAAGGGAGAGAAAACCCCCUCCUAUUCAGCAGCGUUUGCUGAUCUCGUUAGAAUGACUGGAUUUGACCAUCCGCUUAUAAGCAGAGGAGUAACGCAUGCAGACGAGCUUCUUUAUUUGUUUCGGAUGGCAGGACUAACAGCUGAUUAUUCGCAAAGAGAUAUGCAAAUGUCCAGAAUAAUGACUCGGUUAUGGGCCAGCUUUGCCAAAACUGGCAAUCCCCUGACAGAAUGGCCAUAUCCUGAGAUCAUUCCCAAUUGGCCUCAUGUCUCUUUACACAACGGCUUAGAUGGUGUCUUGUACUUAAACUUGGACCUGCCUGCAACUAUCAUUGGCCUGGAUUUUCGUAAAGCGGAACACAAUUUUUGGAUGAACGUCAUACCGCAUAUUCGAUAUACCACGGCAACUUCAAAUCAGAAAAGCAAUGAGUGUUUUUCAGCCGUAUGGUCAUUGUUGAGUUUGCUGAUAGCUUCUCUCAUUAUCAUCGUGUUGUUGACUUGUAUCAUGCUGUUGAACAAACGGAAACGACGAUAUCCUGAAAGAGGAGUGGUCCUGCAGCGAAACAAUUGAUAAUAUCGGUAGAGACAUUUACAUAGUUUGCUUUUACAUAUCGCCUCCAAAAGAAACCGGACAACUUUCUCCUGUUUUUAAUUUACUGGCUUAUGCUGUUUAUAAUUCAAAUGGGAUUGAGAAUGCAGGGGGAAUUCAAAAAAAGCCUUAUCGUAGUAAUUUUACGCACUACUUAUUUCUUUAUUGUUUUCUUUUUCUCCUUCUUCCACUUUAGAGAUGCAAUUCUUUUGUGUAGUAUUAGCUAUUACUUAAUGUUUUGUGAGGACCUGCUAAUAAAUUAACCAACUGUAAACACU
This is a messenger RNA of Daphnia pulicaria, 2339 nucleotides long. RefSeq names its product esterase E4-like. The record is from RefSeq and is a predicted model, not a curated record. Bases 52 to 2043 code for a protein of 663 amino acids. NCBI's taxonomy places the organism in Eukaryota, Metazoa, Arthropoda, Branchiopoda, Diplostraca, Daphniidae. The transcript has 13 exons.